AAACGGUUGAAGCUGUAGGAUUUGAUUUUGCCUCUUGUCAACUGCAAUGGAACCAACAUUCAAAAUAGCCAAGAACCUCUUUGGUCUGAAAAUGAAGAACAAGAGGAAGUUAAAGAAAAAGAAAACCAAGGCAGACCUGAUCCUAGCAAACAAGGGAGCUUUGGAGGCCGAAGCAGAGAGUCACUCAGAUGAAUGUCAGGAGGAAGAUGACCAUGAGAAUCAGCGUUUUGUCCAUAGAAGGGAGAGACCUGACUAUAAAAGGUCCAAACUUAAUACCCAUAUUCAGGACAGUGAAGGGAAAUCCCAAAACUUCAGGAUUACCAUUAACAUCACAGAGGCACGUCAACUGGUCGGGGAUAACAUUGACCCCUGUGUUGUGAUAGAAAUUGGAGAUGAGAAGAAGCAGACAUCAGUGAAAGAAAGCACCAAUGCUCCUUUUUACAAUGAAUAUUUUGUUUUUGAUAUUUUUGCCCACAAAGAAGUCUUCCUUGAUAAAGUCAUCAAGCUGUCUGUCAUUCACUCCAAGAUGCUGCGUAGUUUCUUCAUUGGCUCUUUUAAACUUGAUGUCUGGACUGUUUACAAACAGCCAGGCCAUCACUUUAACAACAAAUGGGCACAACUUACAGAUCCAAGAGACAAAAACACUGGAGUGAAAGGAUUUCUGAAAUGUGACAUCAGCGUCUCAGAAAAAGGAGAUUCCAUUGAGCAAGUCAGCAAAACCAGCAGUGCAGAAGAACAGAUAGACAAGAAUCUGCUCUUACCUGAAGGAUUUCCAUCUGAGCGUCCUUGGGCCCAGUUCUCUGUGAGGAUUUAUAAAGCUGAAGGUCUGCCUCGAAACAGCUCCACCAUCAUGGCUAAUGUCACCAAAGCCUUAAUUGGAGACCGCACAACGCUCAUUGACCCUUAUGUGGAGGUUCGCUUCUUCAAACAAGUGGGUCGUACAUCCACUCAGCGGUCCUCAGCGGAUCCUGUUUGGAAUGAGCAGGUCGUUUUCACAGAGAUGUUUCCACCUUUGUGUCAGAGAAUGAAGAUUCAGGUUUGGGAUGAAGGAAGUGUGAAUGAUGUAGCAAUAGGUACUCAUUACUUUGAUCUCCGGCGUAUCUCCAAUGAACAGGAUGGAGACCGGGGUUUUCUACCAACAUUUGGUCCUGCUUGGAUCAACCUGUACGGCUCUUCCAGGACCCAAACACUGGGAGAUGACACUGUGGAACUCAAUGAGGGCAUUGGAGAAGGAGUUUCAUUUAGGGGACGUAUCUACAUUGAACUAGUUGUUGAAAUCCUAUCUGGGGGUUCAGAGUCAAAGCAGAGCAGAAUCAAAACCAUUAAGGACAUCAAGAAUGAAAAGACAGCACCAGGCAAAGAUGGACCACCAGCAGCCGCCACUGGGGGCACUGCUGAGGAAGGCAAGGCGGAGGUUCUCCCUGUGGAACCUCUUUCUAAGGGUGAAGAAAAUGAGAACUUUUUUCUUUUUGGAGCCUUGUUUGAGGCCUCUAUGAUUGACAGAAAAAUUGGAGACAAACCAAUCAGCUUUGAGUUCUCUCUGGGCAAUUACGGCAAUAUAUUUGAUCCAGCAUUGCCUUCAGCUAUUCCUGCACCCAGUUCUGUUCUGAGCCACAGGAGAAAAGCUCUGGAUUUCCCAGAUGGAACAGACCUUUUCAGUGUUUCUCCCAGCAGCUCGCAAACCUCUCUCCUCUCAACAGAGCCCCCUGACCUUUCAAGGUCAUCCAAGCCUUCCACUACUCCAGAAAAAACACACUUAGUUGAAGGCAACAGGCACUAUAUGUAUCUGCCUCUGGAGAAACAAAAGCCAUGCAUCAAUCUGAUCAGUCAGUGGGAGGGGAGGACCUACCGACUUUAUAUCUCCAACAUGCUGGAAAAUAUAGCCAACCAAUUUGUGAGUGGAGUGUUACUGAGUGCACACCGGAAGUGUGAUCCUGGAGUAAUUCCUCAACUCAGACUAGUCCUUGUAGAGUUUUGCACAGAUGCCAAAGAGUUCAUAACUACAGCCGAUGCCAUGGUUAGAGCUGAAGUGAAGUCAGACUAUCUGACAUUACUGGACAAGAAGCGCCUCACCAUGUGCAAGCAAGAACUGCAAAGUAUGGUCGAUGAAGCAAUGUCUCUUUCCUUGAGGUUAAGAAAGAAUGACACUGUCAAAGAUGUCCUAAGGGAGGCCAGAAAACUUACCAAGAAACUGCGAUUCCUUGUAGAAGAGCCGCAGCACACAGUCCCAGAUCUGUUCAUCUGGUUACUGACCAACAAUAAACGCAUUGCGUAUGCUCGUGUUAAAGCUAGAGACAUUCUGUACUCCAGCAGUAUAGAAACCUGUGGCAUAAACUGUGGAAAAAUACAAACGCUGUUCAUGAAGACCUCAUCGAAGAGAGGCCUAACCUUGUCAGUUCAGGCUAAGAUAGAUGUUUACCUUUGGUUUGGGGCCUUCUCUGAUGCCUGGAGUAUGCUAGACAACCUGCCUCCAGGCUUUAGUGCAACAGAAGCUGCGGACCCAAACAACCCACCUUUGUAUCUGCACGUCACAGAGCAGCAUCAGUUCCAGCUUAGGUGUCACAUGUACCAGGCCAGAGGUUUGAUAGCUGCAGACAACUCCGGUUUAUCCGACCCUUUUGCUCGAGUCACCUUCAUUUCACACAGCCACAACACUAAUAUAGUUCAGCAAACUCUCAGUCCAUCGUGGGACCAGUGUUUACAAAUGAACCAGAUCGUGUUGGGGGGAAACCUGCAAUACAUCGAGAAGGAGCCACCACGCAUUGUUAUUGAGGUGUAUGACGAUGACGCACUGGGUAAACCUGAAUACCUAGGGUCUACAGUGGUGGUACCAACUGUCCAACUGGCUUCUGUUGAUUACACUCCACCAGCCCUCCAGUAUUUCCCACUGCACUGUGGCAACCUGAGUGGUGGAGAUGUGCUGGCGGCUUUUGAACUUAUGGAGAUUCAAGAAGUCAAACGUUGGAACCUUCCACAAUUAGAAGCAAAUGAAGCAGGGUUUCUUGUGGUUCCUCGAAACAUCCGUCCAGUCCUCAGCACUUACAGGCUGGAGGUUUUGUUUUGGGGUCUGAGACAAUUGAAAAAAGUUCAGCUGCUGUCAGUGGACCGGCCACAGGUCUUCAUAGAGUGUGCCAACAAAUCUCUGCGAUCUUCCGUCAUUCCAAAAUACAAGUCAAACCCAAAUUUCCCUACACAGCUUGAUGUCAUUGAACUAGAGUUACCAGAGAAUGAACGCAUCCACCCCAAUUUGACUAUCACUGUUGUAGACUGGCGGGCAUUUGGUCGCAGUACACUGGUUGGAAAUCACAUUGUUAGCAAUUUAAAAGCUUAUACGUAUGUGCCACCACCAGUCACCUCUGCACUGAUUGCUCCCAAAACACCCACAACUACCAAAUUUUCAACAACUAUUACUAUACUAGCCUCUGAAGAUCAGAGCAGACAAGCAGAGGAAAGUGUUGCUGUUGACACCCCAAGACCCCACUGUGAAAUUUUAGUAGAAGAUGGUCACUCACCAGAAGAUCAAUCAUCUAAACCCCCUGAACUUCAGAAGGAAAGGGGUCCUAAAUCAAGCAGACGUGUUCGUUCCACUCGGCACAGGCGAAGGACUAUCGCUGAUGAAUCCGCAGAGUGUGUCAUUGACUGGUGGUCCAAAUACUACGCCUCUGUUGAAAAACUGGCUAAACAGAAUGAUGGUACCACUCUGACACCUUUAUUUGCAAAAACUUCUGCGUACCAGUCCUUGCUCAGUGAAGGAAUAGGCUCACUUGUUGGCCAUAUUGAUGGAGACAAAAAGAAAAGUAAAGCCAAAGACACUCUGUUUCCAUCCCCAAUUAACUGCAAGAUUGCUACACUUAAGCUUUACACAAAGGAGCUGGAGUCAGAGUUUGCCCAAUUUAAUGACUGGGUUGACACAUUUGAGUUGUACAGAGGGAAAGCUAACAAAGAAGAUGAUGAUGAAAGAUUUGUUGGUAAAUUUAAGGGCCGAUUUUGCCUCUAUAAAGUGCCUGAUGACGAGGAUGAGGAUUUCCAGGAUGAUGCUGACUUUUUCAGAGUCAAUCGCGGAAUCCCUCAAAACCAUUCAGUCCAAGUCCUUAUUCGGGUCUAUAUUGUUUCUGCCACCAAUCUGCAACCCGCUGACCCGGACGGUGGAGCAGACCCCUACAUUGUUCUUCGCAUCGGCAAAAAUGAAAUCAAAGACAGAGACAACUACAUCCCCAAACAACUCAACCCCAUUUUCGGAAGGUCAUUUGAGAUUCAGGCCAAGUUCCCCCAGGAGUCGCUGCUGACUGUACUCAUCUAUGACUUUGACCUGGUGGGCGGAGACGACCUGAUGGGAGAGACCCUCAUUGAUCUGGAGAACAGGUUUUAUAGCCGCCACCGGGCCACCUGCGGACUCCCCACUGAGUAUAGCGAAGAGGGAUAUAAUGCCUGGAGAGACUGCCUCAAACCCUCAGAGAUCUUGUCUAAACUGUGCAGAGAAAAUGGUUUACAUGGUCCAAAUUUUGCACCUGGACGCAUCUCUAUUGGAGAAAAAGUUUUUACUGGAAAUACGGUUUCCAUGCAUGACGAAGAGCCAAAAGAAUGCUAUGAGAAUCUAUCUCUUAAAGUCCUCAAUCAGUGGUCAGACAUUAUGGGUUAUAGCUUGGUUCCUGAACACAUUGAAUCUAGAACACUGUACCACAAAAGUCGUCCCGGCAUGGACCAGGGUCAGCUAAAGAUGUGGGUGGACAUGUUUCCAAUGGACAUGCCGUGUCCUGGACCUUCUGUUGACAUCAGCCCCCGAAAACCCAAACCGUAUGAGCUGAGGAUUAUCAUUUGGAACACUGAUGAUGUGGUUCUCGAAGACACCAACAUAAUCACUGGUCAAAGCUCCAGUGACAUCUAUGUAAAAGGUUGGUUAAAAGGUUUAGAGAAUGACCGACAAGAGACAGAUGUUCACUACAACUCUCUCACUGGAGAGGGGAAUUUCAACUGGCGUUUUGUUUUUCCUUUUAACUAUCUCCCUGCUGAGAAGAUGAUAGUUGUGCAGCAAAAAGAGCACAUUUUUUCUUUGGAUAAAGCAGAAAAGAAAUUUCCUGCCAUUCUGAUCCUUCAAGUUUGGGAUUUUGAAACACUUUCAUCAGAUGAUUUUAUCGGGACAUUGGAGUUGGACCUUCACAAGUUUCCUCCUGGAGCAAAGUCCUCUAAGCUGUGCAAAGGAGACUUCUUAACAGCUGGAAUGGAGAAUAUUUCCAUCUUUCAGCAGAAGAGGGCCAGAGGAUGGUGGCCCUUUUCCAAUAGUGGAGAACUGACAGGAAAAGUGGAAGCUGAAUUUCAUCUUUUGACAGCAGAGGAGGCCACGAAAAACCCAGUUGGUAAAGCCCGCAAUGAACCCGAGCCCUUACCCAAACCAAAUCGUCCAGAUACGUCUUUUUCAUGGUUUGUCAAUCCAUUCAAGUGCUUCUUCUAUUUGGUGUGGAACCGUUACAAGAAGUACAUCAUCCUCGGACUGCUGAUCCUGAUCACAGCACUGUUCUUGGCACUUCUAUUCUACACACUACCAGGAGCUAUUUCUGCAAAGAUAGUAUCAGGAAAAAAAUAAGAUGACAUCUAAAGUUGUUGGUGAUUCUACUCUACAUUGUGGUGCAGUGGAUUUAGACAGUCGGUGGAUUUAAUGUAUUAACUCAUAAAUAGUGACAACUCAUCAUCGUGCUUAACAUGUAAAAUAUAUUAAAAAAAACAACAGCACAAAAUUAUUAAGUAAAUACAUUAUUAAUCAACAAAAAGCAAUAUUUGUCAAUUGUGAUACAUAUAUCCAAAAGAUAUUUGUAAAUAUGUAAUCAGUGUGCACAUCCAUUUGUUUUAAGUGACAACACGCUAUAUUGUUAAAAGGUCUGUAAUAAAAAAAAAAGUUUGUGCAUUCAAUUUUUAUGAUGGAUAAUGUUGCUUGUAUCAUGUACAUGUACAGUGCCUUGCGAACAUGU
Messenger RNA from Boleophthalmus pectinirostris (great blue-spotted mudskipper), 5963 nucleotides. It is a transcript of the gene fer1l6, whose product is annotated as fer-1 like family member 6. Bases 47 to 5581 code for a protein of 1844 amino acids. Gene Ontology annotation, biological process: plasma membrane organization. The record is from RefSeq and is a predicted model, not a curated record. Gene Ontology annotation, cellular component: membrane. NCBI's taxonomy places the organism in Eukaryota, Metazoa, Chordata, Actinopteri, Gobiiformes, Gobiidae. The transcript is spliced from 46 exons.